This is a messenger RNA of Cannabis sativa, 963 nucleotides long. RefSeq lists its product as uncharacterized. The record is from RefSeq and is a predicted model, not a curated record. Lineage: Eukaryota; Viridiplantae; Streptophyta; Magnoliopsida; Rosales; Cannabaceae. The coding region runs from base 1 to 963 and encodes 320 amino acids. The transcript has a single exon. Gene Ontology annotation, molecular function: nucleic acid binding; RNA-DNA hybrid ribonuclease activity.
AUGGAAACCCUCACCCGUUGGUGGAAGUCCCUCUGGAUUCUCUCAAUACCUCCUAAGAUUAGACACUUUAUUUUUAGGCUUGCUCAAAACUCCAUUCCUACUGCUGAAAAUCUUUAUCAUAGGCACUGCCUUAGCUCUCCUGUUUGUCCUAGAUGUAAUCUUUGUUAUGAGUCAGUGCAGCAUGCUUUGUUUGAGUGUAAGUUUAUGAAGAAGGCUUGGUCAGGUACGUUUUUCAACUCUGCCAUUAAGGGCAUCAAACACUUGAACAUGUUAGAUAUCAUUUUAUACAUACAGCUUAAUUUUUCCAAAGAUGCCUUUAACCUUUUUCUUUGCAUGUUAUGGAAGUGUUGGAAUGCAAGAAAUGCAGCUGUUUUCAGGAACCAAGAGUCGAAGCCAAUGCGCAUUGAACAAGAAGCUCAAGACUAUUUGGACUUUUAUCAAGCAGCUCAGGAUAAGCGGAGGACACAGACCCAAUCUACCACAGACCUUAACCUUUUGGCUUGGGAACCGCCACCAGUGGGCACCCUCAAACUCAAUACGGAUGCUGCUGUAUUUACUCACCAGAACAGAACAGGAGGUGGGGCUCUAGUUCGUGAUCACUCUGGAAAAGUACUUGCAGCAACAACCUUCAAUCGAAUGGGACAGAUGCAACCUCAAGUAGCAGAAGGCUGGGUUUUGUUGGAAGGUCUUAAAUGGUGUCGUGACAAUGGACUUAACAUUCAACAUAUCGAAGUGGAUUGUAAAAACCUCCUCACGGAUCUACAAUCAACCAAUGAAAAUCUUUCAAGCUAUGGAACCAUCAUCAAUGCUAUUCGACGGAUGUUAUCUUCGCUUCCCACUGUAACCCUUCACCACACUAGGCGGCAAGGGAAUACAGAAGCUCAUAAUUUGGCACAAAUGUCCAUAGGGUUAGAUAACACAUGGAGUUGGAAUAGCCAAGACCCCUACCCUUUUCUCCUCUAA